This is a messenger RNA of Staurois parvus, 473 nucleotides long. The record is from the annotation of a GenBank genome assembly. Lineage: Eukaryota; Metazoa; Chordata; Amphibia; Anura; Ranidae.
AUGGGCCCCUGUACCGCCUCCUCAUGCUGCUGCCAGGCCGGUAAUCUGUCAUGGGCCCCUGUACCGCCUCCUCAUGCUGCUGCCAGGUCCAGAGUGUGUCAUGGGUCCCUGUACGGCCUCUCCAUUGCUGCUGUCUCCAUCGCCACACUCUGCCAUGUGCCACUUUCAGGUCUCCUCACACUGCUGGUGGGUUCCAUUUUGUCAUAGGGUGCUGGCAGAUUACGGGCCUCCCAUUGCUGCUGCCAGGUCCGUAAUCUGCCAUGGGCCCCCGUACCGACUCCUCAUGCUGCUGCCAGGCCCGUAAUCUGUCAUGGGCCCCUGUACCGCCUCCUCAUGCUGCUGCCAGGUCCAGAGUGUGUCAUGGGUCCCUGUAAGGCCUCCCAUUGCUGCUGUCUCCAUCGCCACACUCUGCCAUGUGCCACUUUCAGGUCUCCUCACACUGCUGGUGGGUUCCAUUUUGUCAUAGGGUGCUG